Xyrauchen texanus (razorback sucker) is the source of this 2760-nucleotide messenger RNA. Its product is annotated as polypeptide N-acetylgalactosaminyltransferase 16-like. NCBI's taxonomy places the organism in Eukaryota, Metazoa, Chordata, Actinopteri, Cypriniformes, Catostomidae. The record is from RefSeq and is a predicted model, not a curated record. The transcript is spliced from 15 exons. The coding region runs from base 111 to 1793 and encodes 560 amino acids. Gene Ontology annotation, cellular component: Golgi apparatus.
ACCAGUCUGGAGAGACUGUUCACUGCGCAGCGCUUCAUCCUCCUCCUCCUCCGCGCAUCACCGACAAGCGAUCGCACACGGAGCGUGUCGCGCAGCGCUCACAGCCGCACAUGAUGCGCAGGAUUCGGGCCAACGCCAUCCUCAUCCUUACCGUGGCCUGGAUCCUGGGCACCUUCUAUUACCUGUGGCAGGACAGCAAAACAUCCUCUCCUUCAUCGAGCGCUCAGCAGAAGAUCCAUGGGCAGAGGUCCGCCUCCGGGCGACUGGAGGAGCGAACCCUUCCUCUCAUCGUGACUCACGCACCAAAGUCUGAGCAUCAGGCUCAGCUAAUGGGUUUGUUUGAUGAGAAAGCAUUCCUAUCCGGUAAACAGCUGAAAGCUGGCGAGGAUCCAUACAGAGAACAUGCCUUCAACCUGCAGGAGAGCGACAGACUGGGGAGUGAACGUGCCAUCAGAGACACACGACACUAUAGAUGUGCCUCCAUGACCUUUGACCCUGACCUGCCGCCCACCAGCAUUAUCAUCACUUUUCACAAUGAGGCGCGGUCCACCCUGCUGCGCUCUAUUAAAAGUGUACUAACGAGAAGCCCGCCUCACUUGAUUCAAGAGAUUAUUCUCGUGGAUGACUUUAGCUCCGACCCUGAAGACUGUCAACUGCUCUCUCAGAUUCCCAAAGUGCGCUGCCUGAGAAAUGAAAGACGGGAAGGUCUGAUCAGGUCUCGUGUGAGAGGAGCGUCUGCAGCGUCUGCCUCUAUCCUCACAUUCCUGGACAGUCACUGUGAAGUAAACUCAGACUGGCUGCAGCCCAUGAUCCAGAGAGUCAAAGAGGAUCACACUCGAGUCGUCAGCCCAAUCAUUGAUGUGAUCAGUCUGGAUAACUUUGCCUAUCUGGCAGCAUCAGCAGACCUGAGAGGAGGUUUUGACUGGAGUUUACACUUCAAAUGGGAGCAGAUUCCCAUAGAACAGAAAAUGGCAAGAAAUGACCCUACACAACCAAUCAGGACUCCAGUAAUUGCAGGUGGAAUCUUUGUAAUAGAUAAAGGCUGGUUUAAUCACCUGGGCCAGUAUGAUACUCACAUGGAUAUAUGGGGUGGAGAGAACUUUGAGCUGUCGUUCAGAGUGUGGAUGUGUGGUGGGAGUCUUGAGAUCCUGCCGUGCAGUCGUGUUGGCCAUGUCUUCAGGAAACGCCACCCCUAUGACUUCCCAGAGGGCAAUGCUCUCACCUACAUCAAGAACACACGGCGAGCUGCUGAAGUAUGGAUGGAUGAGUAUAAACAGUAUUAUUAUGCUGCAAGACCGUCAGCACAGGGCAAGGCCUUUGGGAGUAUUGCAGAUCGUCUUGCACUGAGACGGAAGUUGAACUGUAACUCUUUCCACUGGUAUCUUGAGAACGUGUACCCUGAACUCAAAAUUCCCGAGCAGGAAGUGGUGCACAGUCUACUGAAACAGGGUGGACUGUGUCUGGAGAGCCAUGGCAUGGACAGUCUGGGUUUGGCUGAGUGUAAGACAGUGCCAAAUGUACCUGUCUCACAGAAGUGGACCCUGAUUGAACCACAGAUCCGCCAGCAUGACCUGUGUUUGGCCAUCAUAGCCUUUACUGAGGGGUCAAAGGUCAGGCUCGAGCCCUGCAACUCCAAAGAGUCCAGACAGAAAUGGAAAGCCAGAGGUCCAGCGUUGCAACAUAUGAUCAGUGGUUUGUGUCUGGAUAGCCAGCCCCCUUCAGGUCCACCUGUGAUCGCACAGUGCCGCCCCCAGAUGGCCAGCCAAUUCUGGGAGCCACAGCUGGUCACCUGACUUGAAGAUCACAUGGGGAAGGAGGGGAAAGGGGUGGAGUUUAGUCGGGUUGCAGAGCUUGAGGUGCUGUAGGACCAAGAGGAACAUGUUUGCACACUGGUUUAGUUGAAGGUGAUGCUUUAAGAAGAAUCGAUCAUGGCCAUGUCUAAAACAUCUGACCUCACAACCAGCUUAAUAGGCCGCAUUCACAGCCUUCACUGUCCAGUUUACCCAUUUUCUCAGCUCUGGGUCAAGUUGUCUGACAUGGCCAUGGAGUUCACAAUUGACAGGAGGUUAUGUUUUGAAUGUUGUGUUGAGGUCUCAAAGUAAGAGAAUAAAAAUAUGUAUAUAUUUGCCUUUUACUAGCUUUCAGACCUGCCUCAGAACCAUAAAUCUGUAUAUUCCCUCAUUCCAAUCCCACCAACACUGUGGCAUCUGCAGCAUAAGCCUAAAUAGCUGAUCUAAUGAUGAUCUGAAUAGUUUUUAAAUUCCAUCAGUAAGGACGUUUUUCCUGUUGAUUUGUUCAGUAUUAGGUUGGAAUACAGUGCAAUGCUUUUAGAUGAUUCUGCAUCAUGGAAGCUGUCAUUUCACACCAGCAAGGCUCAUCCUGAAUAACAAACAGUCUGAGAUUAGCAGUACCGAGCUGGCUAAAUACAUCGGAAUUCAAGCUCUGUGUUGAUAUGCUUUAGGAGUUUGCUCAAUUUUGUGCGCUGCAAGAAGAACUGAGCUGGUGUAGCACCAAAACUGUAGUCCACUGUAGUCUGACAUGACAAUGAAAUAACCAAAUGAACUUGGCAAAGCGCUUUUCGGAGGCUAUUAUUCUGCAUGGUGCAUCAGUGACACAAAGCAUUUGCAAACAUGUUUAGCCCAAAGACUGUUUUUCCUCUGUCUUUUUUGUUUGCCUUUUGUAACUUUGUAUUUACUUGAUACACACAAAAGCUUUUCAUUUUGAACAUGAACUUGUUGUUUGAAAAAUAAAGACUUCCAC